AUUAGGAUUGACAAACAUCCAGUAAAGGCGGUGUCGCUCCCAGCUUGCACGGGCAGCGUGUCUGGAGGGUUAUCCAGCUGGAGACACUUCUGUUGGGAAAGUUGUGUUUGAGCAAAAAAAAGCUGACGGAGACACAUGUAGACUGGUAGACAGCCAUGAAAACGGGCCCGGCUCCACGUGGUGAUUAAAUCUACACAUUACCAGGCUUGAGGAUUUUUUUUCCUCCAUCUUCCCAAUUUUUGGGUGUUAGGGAAUAUUUCUAGGGGAGGAUGCCAGAGACAUACCUGCGUGCAUAGAUAAAGAUUUGGGUGAGGUGUAAAUACGUAUGAAAGUUGGAUCACGCUUGGUGCAGUUUCUAGAUGAAAAUACACACGCGCACAGACAUGCACACUGAUCUGUGUAAAUAUGAGGUGCUUUGUUACCACACACUGACCGCUCUGCAAGUGGAUACGUGGGUAUUUGAUGCAGUUAAAUUAUACCCGCCUAGUUAGUUCACUCCAUAAAGGCAUGUCUUCUGUAAUGCCGCCUAAUUUUGUUCUGAAUUCGUGUCACCCAUACUCCUAUCGGCAGAAUGUGACGCAAUGAAUGAAGAUUAAUAACUCUCUUGGAUCUUGAGCCACAUAACCAACUGCCUUUAUUUUGCAACACUAGCCUUUUUUGUUCGCCCCCAUAUUGCCUUUAUAAGACUAUUUGGACAGGAUCGAGUCCUACUUAGCAGACAGUGCGGUUUGUCUGCCAAAAUUGAAACACAAAAUGUCUCUCAAGUGGCUAAAUAUAUGGAGGUAUUAAACAUCCGUAUGGAUUUUGAUAUGCAGUUUUUGCAAUGAAUUUUAUUUUAUAGGUCAGUUUGCUUUUAAAAGAAAAUAGUGCCAAAGGAAAAAAAGGAUGAACCCGGAAAAUAUCACCAAGGAAGCUGUCCUUAUUACUGGAGGAGGUGGUUACUUUGGUUUCCGUUUAGGUUGUGCCCUAUGCAAAAAGGGAGUCAGCGUGAUUCUGUUUGAUGUCGGGAAGCUGAUCCAGGCUGUACCAGAGGGAGUAAAGUUCGUAGAGGGGGAUGUCUGCCAUCUCUCUGAAGUGGAAAAAGCCCUGCGCGAUGUUAUCUGCGUGUUCCAUAUUGCUUCCUAUGGAAUGUCUGGCAGGGAGCAACUGAACCGAAAACUUAUAGAAGACGUGAAUGUGAGAGGAACAGAAAAUGUCAUCCAGGCUUGCAGGAAAGCAGGCGUGUCGAGACUGGUCUAUACAAGCACGUACAAUGUCGUGUUCGGAGGCCAGGUUAUCAAAAAUGGGGAUGAAUCUCUGCCUUAUUUCCCUGUUCACCUCCAUCCUGAUCACUACUCCCGGACCAAGUCACUAGCAGAGAUGAAAGUGCUGGAGGCAAACGGCACUGAGCUUGGAGAAGGCAAAGGAGUGUUAAGGACCUGUGCUCUUCGACCAGCAGGCAUCUAUGGGCCUGGAGAACAAAGGCAUCUCCCAAGAAUAGUUAGCUACCUUGAAAGGGGAUUCUUUAAAUUCCUGUAUGGGGAUCCCCAUAGUUUAGUAGAAUUCGUGCAUGUAGAUAAUUUAGUUCAGGCUCAUAUCCUGGCCUCUGAGGCACUCAAAGCCACCAGCCAGCACAGAGCUGCUGGCCAAGCCUACUUCAUCUCAGAUGGCAGGCCAGUAAACAACUUCGAAUUUUUCCGACCUCUAGCUGAAGGCUUGGGUUACAGAUUCCCAACCCUUCGCCUUCCUCUCACCCUCGUGUAUUUCUUUGCAUUCCUAACUGAAAUGGUUCACACUCUGGUCGGCCCUUUAUAUAAUUUUCAACCUCUUCUCACUCGCGCUGAGGUUUACAAAACAGGCAUCACACAUUAUUUUAGCAUGGAGAAGGCCAGGAAGGAGCUAGGGUACACACCCGAGCAGUUCAAUCUAAAUGAAGUGGUGGAGUGGUUUAAGUCACGGGGACAUGGGAGGAAGCUUAGAAACUAUACGGUAAAAGAUCUCAUUAGGGACGGAGGCUUGGUCUUGCUGCUGGCUGCAUUGGUGCUCUCCUGGCUUCCAAUGGCAAUCGCAAUGUCAGUGUGAAAGACACAACGUACUGAGCCUGUUACGUCUAUUUUCGAGUGAUAAUACAUGCACAGUACAUGAGAAUUGAGAUGCAACCAGACCUCGCCUGCUCUCUCUGAAGAAAUCCCAUUAUUACCAGCGGUGAAAUAACUCUCCUCUUCAAGUCUUAAAUCUAUUAUUUUUGCAUUCCAGAACAACACAGUGAUAUAUCCCAGCACUUUUGGGGGGUGGCCAUAUGGAUACAGAACACACUCUGUCCAGCUAUGGCACUGUUCAGAUUAAACGGAUCAACAACGUUACCAGACAAGUGACUAUACUUAGUCGUCAUACUGAUUAUAGUCAUCUGUAGGGCAAAGUGAGGCUGUACUCUGAAAAGUAACACAGUUCCCAGUUCUGUGGUGUUUUGUUGACUUCCGUUGUCCGCGAGGUGUGAGAAAGUGAGCAGCCUGCAUUCUUGCUUUGGGUUUGAGCCUGGUGUCUUUGCUUCUAACUGAUCACCACAAACAAGAGGGAUCCUUUGGGCCAACACAGACACAUCUUUGUUCCCUCCCUCCAUUUCAGGCAUGCCACUGCUGACAUCCACAUCCUAUUGUUUUCUGCAGGCUCGGAGACGCACAAUUGAUCCAGAUUAAUAAGCGUCUUGCUGGUGAUGUGUAUGGGGGAUAGGGUUGUGUUCACCUCGUCUGAGCUCUGGAGAAACUGGUGCGUAAAAGCACGACAGCUCUAAUUGUGUCACCUGGGUAAACAACAGUGGCUCUGAAUACCCUUGGGGAACAGAACUGCUGAUGCUACUUUUCUAGAGAUCCCCUUUUCAGAUGAGAGCAGCACUUCCCUUUAGCAGGUAAUCACAGGCAGGAGAAAGAUCAAUAUGAUUGCUAAUGGCAUGUUGUUUGCAGUUACAGCAGCGUGCUGCAAAUUAUGGAACAGACUUACCCUUUUCACACUGCCCAGAUUAUACCCGUGACCCCUGCUAUUGAUUCUUCCUUAACAAAUAUGUGGCUCGUGGCCCAGAAGAGAACGCUCUACCUUGCUCAAAAGCAAGCGUAUUUCGAAAACCAAGUUCAUUCACUGUCCAUUCCCAGCCAAACUGUGGUCUACAGUACGGAGAUAAGUUUUUAUAAAAUGGCCUCAUACCCAUGGGCUGGCAAAUCCACUUGAGUUCCUGUUCACCGGGGGGGGCGGUGUUUCCAUUAACAUCCACAAAGGAUAAGCCUAACUGCUUAAACCUUACAUGCUAGUAACUUUUGUUAAAUAAGAGCCAACGUUCAUCUGGAGUCAGUGCGACAGAGACUACCUUGAUCGCUUGUACUAGCACAAGUACUCUGAUAAGACAGUCUUUUCAUGAGUUUGAAAUGGUCACCCUGACGGAGGAUUACCUGAGUAUGCGAUCAGCAAUGGGAGCCAUGCAUUGGUUUCUAGUUCCGGCUCAGGAGUUUAUACUGCAUCAGCUAGUUUUGAUCACUUCGUAAUAAUCAGACAAACUGAUGAUAACCAGAGAGCGAGCGUGCAGUUGUUCCUGAAAUCCUUUAAUUCUCAUCCUUACAGCUAACCUUCCAGUUCUACCGAUUUAAUAGAAAGGAGGUUUGCAAGGCAUCCGCCACUGGUGCAGCAGCCAUGUGAUUCAGAAACCGAACUCAUGCCUAACAUUGUAUUCAGAGAAGUUACCUCAAGGUAGAAGUUGACUCAAUGGAUUUACUGUUAAAAACAAAAAGCAUAAUGAUGCUAAUGGAAAAAAUACUGAAAUAAACCUAAACGGACAGAAAUUUUCGGCGUGCUCACAUGUUCUAAAUAUAUUGCGUCUGCAAUGUCAUACUUCUGAAGCACUUCUACAGCGAGCUAAUUUGUAACCAUUGCUGUAGCCAAGUGCUCCGUUUGAAGCACUGGUUUGUAGACUUUUUCUAACGGUAAAACAUGCUUAUUUAAAACGAACAAGCUGAUUAAAAUGUGCAUUAAUAAAUAAAGGCAAUGAUUUUCUCCACAA
Messenger RNA from Gavialis gangeticus (Gharial), 4024 nucleotides. It is a transcript of the gene SDR42E1, whose product is annotated as short chain dehydrogenase/reductase family 42E, member 1. Gene Ontology annotation, biological process: steroid biosynthetic process. The record is from RefSeq and is a predicted model, not a curated record. The coding region runs from base 886 to 2061 and encodes 391 amino acids. Gene Ontology annotation, molecular function: 3-beta-hydroxy-Delta5-steroid dehydrogenase (NAD+) activity. NCBI's taxonomy places the organism in Eukaryota, Metazoa, Chordata, Crocodylia, Gavialidae. The transcript is spliced from 2 exons.